AUGAUUGCAGAGGUCCUGGUCUGUACGAUUAUUGGAUAUGUGUUAUUUAUGCUGGUCAUUUUCAUUAGGCCGUAUCCUAUACAACAUUACCUUAUUUACUUGAAUUGGCUCAACUUUCCCUCGCUUAAAUUUCGAAAGGGAUUCGAAAGUCUUGGAUAUCGAGCUGGAAGUGUUCGCAAUGUAUCCAUUAAAACAAGCGAUGGUCUUACACUUGGCGGAUGGCACAUUCUUCCAAGAAAAGCAACUACAAAUCCAACCCCUGGUCAAGCAGUACCGGAUGAUUCUGACCAACGCGCAGAUCAAUUGCUUAAAUCUGCCGAGAGGGUGUACUUGUACUUUCAUGGAAAUGCUGGGAACCGAGCCACAUUUCAUCGCAACGAUUUUUACAAGAUGAUGUCGUCUCUCAGUGUUGAUUCUCAUGUUCUUGCUAUUGAUUAUCGCGGAUUUGGUGAUUCUUCGUCAGCCGUUCCUACUGAAAAAGGACUCGCAUUGGAUAGUCUUGCUGCAUACGAGUGGCUUGUUGCUCGCGGUGUUGCUCAUACAAAGAUCGUUCUGGUUGGUCACUCUCUUGGUACAGGUGUUGCCACAGAUCUAGCCUACUACCUUACAAAUUUGACAAAAUCUCCAUUGUUGCAGCUAUUUGGUGGUUUGAUUCUAGUAUCUGGUUACGUAUCUAUUUGCGAUGCUGCUAUUGGAUACCCCAUGUUACCACUUUUAAAACCAUUUCACGGAUACCACAUUACCGAAUGCUGGAUAAAGGAAAGGUUUGUUGAUCACUGGGAAAGCGCGCAAAAGAUCAGUGCAAUCCGCACACCAAUUUUGGUUAUUCACGGUAAAGAAGAUAUUGAAAUCAAUCCAUGGCAGGGGCGAGCACUGUUUCUUGAAGCUGCUGGUGGCCGACUGGGUCAGAAACUUGUUGAUGAUAAUGGAUACUGGCAACUCCGGGAAUCUGCCUCCAAGUUUAUGCCACAUGAGUUGGACGGCGUGAUGAUUACCGAUUUAGGCACGCAUGAAGGUGACUUGUGGAGCGUAGAGGUGACUGCAAAGUCUGCUGAUAUUGCAGCAAAUGCCACGACACCCAACGUUGCAAAACCAGCUGGGCCUGUAUGGUUAUUGGAAGUAGCUCAUGGUGGACAUAAUACUCUUUCAAAAUUCUUGGUUGUUAGCGAUACCAUUGAAUCGUGGACCCAUGAAUGUCUUGAUGCUGAGCUCAAGUCACACGGAUCUUCCAAUUGAUCAGAUUAAUUUAUGAUUUAUAGCUCUAUAAAACCAAUAUCGGUUGUAUUGAAAAAUUGAAGGUUAUUUAAGGAUUUGUGGAUU
Molecule: messenger RNA, 1320 nt
Organism: Batrachochytrium dendrobatidis JAM81
Lineage: Eukaryota; Fungi; Chytridiomycota; Chytridiomycetes; Rhizophydiales
Exons: 4
Coding region: 1-1236 (411 amino acids)
Biological process (GO): monoacylglycerol catabolic process; phosphatidylserine catabolic process
Cellular component (GO): endoplasmic reticulum membrane
Molecular function (GO): phosphatidylcholine lysophospholipase A1 activity; monoacylglycerol lipase activity
Source: RefSeq, a predicted model, not a curated record